Molecule: messenger RNA, 3483 nt
Organism: Cyprinus carpio (common carp)
Lineage: Eukaryota; Metazoa; Chordata; Actinopteri; Cypriniformes; Cyprinidae
Product: tyrosine-protein phosphatase non-receptor type 22-like
Biological process (GO): peptidyl-tyrosine dephosphorylation
Cellular component (GO): cytoplasm; nucleus
Molecular function (GO): non-membrane spanning protein tyrosine phosphatase activity
Source: RefSeq, a predicted model, not a curated record
CACAAAAGCUUCCUGUGUGGGGGUAUAGGCUCUAAGACCUUGUGCUACAAAGUGUUGGACAGAAAGAAACAGGCAGGCAGAGAAAAAGAGAGAAGGCCGCAGAACAGACAAUAAACACCACUAUAGGUAUGCAACAAUGAAAAAAAGUGAGCGAAACUGAAGAGAGAGAUGAAGGGCGGAGUGGGUCAUAGUGUUACUUAGAGUUUACCACAGAACCUGUGAGCUGUUGCUGCCACUGCUUCCGUGACGACACUUCGCACAGUUCCUCUACUCAACUACAGACCUACAAGAGACACACAGAGAGAAAGUGAAAUAUGGACUCCUUUCAGAAGCCCACCGAUCUCCCCAAUCUCUGACAUGACAGAGGAAGCUGCUGUGUCACACAUCAUGCCAUGGACGCCCAAGCCCACAUUCUGAGGGACCUAUUGGCCCAAAUCGCCAGCAAGGAAGCAGAAGAGGAAGGGGCAGAGAACGGCUUUGCUGGAGAGUUUUUGAAACUGAAGAGACAGUCUACUAAAUAUCGUGCGGAGAGGACAUACCCCACCAUAGUCGCGGACAAACAAGACAAUGUGAAAAAGAACAGAUACAAAGACAUUGUUCCCUUUGAUCACAGCAGAGUGAAGCUCUCUCUCAUCACAUCCAAACAUGAUGCAGAUUACAUCAAUGCUAGUUUCAUUAAGGGAGUAUUGGGCUCUAGGGCGUAUAUUGCCACACAAGGCCCGCUGCCAAACACUGUGCUUGACUUCUGGAGGAUGCUUUGGGAAUACAACGUGCAGGUUAUUGUGAUGGCUUGCCGGGAGUUUGAAAUGGGAAGGAAAAAAUGUGAGCGUUACUGGCCGGAGUCAAAGAAUGAUGUGUUUGUGUGUGAGCCCUUUACCAUAUACUAUGAGUCUGAUGAGAAUAAGGGAGAAUAUUUGACACGAACACUGAAGGUGACAUUUAAACAAGUGUCUCGGACACUGAAACAGCUGCAUUAUGUGAACUGGCCAGAUCACGGAGUACCCGACUCCAUUCCUGCCAUCCUGGAGCUGCUGCAGGAUAUGCGGAUUUACCAGGAUCAUGACGAGAUUCCCAUCUGUAUUCACUGCAGUGCAGGCUGUGGAAGAACAGGUGCAUUGUGUGCUAUUGACUAUACCUGGAAUCUACUGAAGAGACAGAUGAUACCAGAGAAUUUCAGUAUCUUUGAACUGGUAAAGGACAUGCGUACACAGAGGCCCUCUGUGGUUCAGACUAAGGAACAAUAUGAACUAGUAUACAGGACCAUCAAAUUGCUGUUUGAGAGAUAUCUGGAAGCAAUGGAUGAACCAAAAAGAGAGGUCCCAGCUUCCCCCUCUCAUGUCACCUUAAGUAGUGGGAGUGAGCUCUCAGAUUUCAGCGACUCUGAAUCAGAGAUUGCGACAGACUUCAGAGCCUUGCUUCAAACUGAGCGCAGGAAUAACGAGAUGCAAAUUCCAAUGGAUGAACUCAAUCAUGUCACAAAUACAGAUACAGAAGUCACUUCUUGGCCACAGCCUCAUUCACAACCAUUCAGUCAAGAGUUCUUCUCCACAAAACUCAAUUCUGAAGACAGGCUCAAUACAAUGAGUGAAUGGGCCCAGAUUAAAGGUCAGAGGUCAUUCAUAGCACCAACUCCUCAGACAGACUUUACAACCCCUGGACCUCAAAGAACUGAACCAUCUACCAGCUUCAACACUGAUCUCACCCAAACUGCAUGUUCAAACUAUCCCAUCAGCCAAGUACAAGAGCUGAGGCCGAGUAUAAGGCAUCUGGAGUGUGCAGAAAAUCAAGAUUUCAGUCCUGCUGCCAAAGACCACAACCCUAUUAUCCCCAGCACAGUCUGCUUCACUGUGGAAGAUCCUUAUUUUGGUCCUGAGUCUCCACCGGGUAGCGACAAUCACAGUGUUAUGGACUCUAUGAUUUGUGAAACAUGGAUGGAGAACCCUUGUUUCACAAUACCUAGUUUAGUUCUUAAUAAUCAGGUGUUGGAAUUGCCAAAACAUGACUGCAAAGACAAAGAUGCAAAUACACCAUCUAAUGAAGACACUCCUCCUCCUGUGCCUGAGCGAACCCCUGAGUCAUUUAUACUGGCAGAUGAAAUUAAAGAUAUCAGUGAAAACACAGAGAUGUUGACAUUGAUGAUCCCAACCAGCUCAGACUCUAAGAGCGUGAACAGAGACAGCCCACCCUCACCUGUGCCCCCACUGCCUGAGAGAACUCCAGAGUCUUUUGAAAUGGCCACAGAUGAGGAUCUAGUACAAAAUGUGACACAGGAAAAGCCACAGGAUGUCGUAAUGAGAGUUGGGAAAUCUCUAGAAUGGUCUGGACAAACUAAUGAAGCUCAGACAGAUGUGAAACGAUCUUGGUCCAGGAGCAAGAGCUUAAAAUUCAGAAUGUCACUUCCUGCAUCAUCUGCUCCACUCAGUCCUUUUUCAAUCACAAGUCACAGUCCUCCUCCCCUGUUGUACAAACAACCUCAGGAAUCUCUACUACACACUCCAACACCACUUGAGCAGCCAUUCAACUCUGUUCCAGGGACAGAAAAUGUAACUCCACCACUUCCUGAAAGAACUCCAGAAUCGUUCUUUUUUCACACGGGGAAAGUGGCCGAUAACAGCGCCCCCUGUCAGCCAGCUGAGGCAGAACGUCAUAGACUGAGAGUGGGCACAUCAUCUGAAUGGUCAGGCAGCUCCCAGCCCAGAUCAUCCCUGGAUCAUUCUUGGUCCCGAAGCAAGAGCGUCAAAUCAAAAAGUUCAAAACAAGAGUCUCUAUCUGUGGCUCCGCUGACUCUGCCUGUCUGUGUAACCAUAGCAGCUGGAGGCCAAGCUUGCCCUGUGGCUAAUACAGUAGAGCACCAGAUGGCACCCAGCAGUCAGCCGGCAGCAACAGGACCAACAGGGAACCAGUCGGACAGAGGGGGAGAGAAAACUUCACUGGUCAGCAAGGCCAGGACCAAGAGUAUUAAAUUUUUGAAAGGAAAACAGAGGUCAAAAAUGGCCCCGCCUCCGAUCCCGCCCCCAGGCCCACCUUCAGACCCGUCUCCAGCCCAGCCUCAGUCUGCUCCACCAUCCUAUGGUGCUGCUGUUGGAUUCCUAUUUUCUUUUGGAUCUCGUUUUGGGAAGCCAAAAGGCCCACGAACUAAGCCAGGAACAUGGGUCUAGUUCACGUUGAAGGUGAAGGAAAGGAAAACAGCCUCACAAGACAAGGAUUAACUGAGCAAAGUUUUCUUUCAGCUCAGAUAGACAAGCACUGUGAUUCUUGAGGGAAAGAAGCUCAACUACGGACCUCACACAGUGGAUGGACAUUUAUAAAGACUGUGCUUUUGUUAAUGACUUUUACAUCUUAUAAGGGAAUAUUGCAGGAGAAUGGCCUUUUAAGACUUUAAAUAUUAAAGCAUGUUGCAUUUGUAUGCAACUAAAAUGUAUAUAAAAUUAUUGCAAAUGUGCAAUUAAAGAUAAUUAAAAGCAUGAAUGUACUGGCCGAUAA